CGAUCUAACGACGUGGCAUCUACUGAUAAACAAAAGAUACCGUUGCUCAUCAUCUUCUGCUGCAUCAAAGUGUGGGCCUACUGUGAUUUCCAAAGCACAUUCCCAAUCAAGUGGCUACAGAUUCUUGGAGAAUUGUAAUGGAGUACCCAAAUUAAUAAGAAGUAGGGGACACAAUGUCUACGAAAGUAGGGGAGCCCUUCAAUGGGUGGUUGCAGAGAGUGAGAAGAAGUGGGGAGUUCAGUGAUGUUACGGUCAUAGUAAAUGGCCAGGAAUUUCAACUUCACAGUCUUCCCCUUGUUAAUGCUAGUACUUAUUUUAGAAACAUCUUGUGCUCCUCAACCCAGGUAAAAAUAAUAGAGCUGACAGAUUUGGCAGGAGGAGCAGCAGCAGAAGCUUUCUCUUUGGCUGCAAAUUUCUGCUAUCUGUUAAAACCAGAGUAUACUUUUCACAAUGUGGGUCACAUUAGAAAAGUUGCAGAGUUUCUGGGCAUGCCUGACCUAGUAGACGGUACUAAGAAAUUUUUGUAUGCCAAUGUUUUCAGCAACUGGAGUUUGUCUGCAGAUUUUUUGGGGCAAUACCAGAGGGUGGGAGAUGUGGCAGUGGAUGAAUACAUUGAGACAAGAUGUGUAAGGGCCAUUGUUAAUGGGUGUACAAAGGCAUUUGUUGAAACGAAGCAGCUGCGCGUACAAAAGGCCAUGUUGUCAGCAUUGACUCCAUCUCCAUGCCCAUCUCAGCAGCUCACUGAGAUUUUGGUGACAGUGGCCCAGCUACCGGACCGGUAUGUCCAGGAUGUGAUUGAUGCUCUUGUCAAGUGCCAUCUUAAUUUGCAUAUAAAGUGCCGACAAGGUAGAAAUGUCCGGGGUUGGGUUGACUCUCUAAUACAUGAAGAAUGCAAAACCAACAGAAGCAGGUUUUGGGUCAUUGUCUGUCUUUCAAGAAUGCUGCAGAAGAGUUGCUCUACUGAUCGCCCGUGGCUGGAACUCUCCUCUCAGUAUUGGUGCAGUCUUUUAGAAAAUGCAGAUCUGUUGGCAGAAAAGGGGGAUUUGGAGGAGGAGAUGCAAGAAAAGCUAAUCAAUAUUAAAUCAUUCCUUGAGUAUAGGAUUGGAGGAAGCUUGAAUGAGCUUGAUGAAUACCUGCAUUGUUACAGGUUUAGUACACAAACAUUAGUUAGUUUGGUAUCGCAUUUUAAAGAUAAAGAUGUUGGAGAAAGAGAAAGAGAAGAAGUUUCCAAGGAAGUUGACAGUUGUUUGUGGAGUUAUGUGGACUGUGGUUCUAUCUCCCCCUCUGAUUUUUCAUUCAUAUUUGAGUCAUUUCCUCAUUCAUUCCGACAAAGCCAUGACUUUCUUUAUACAGCCAUUCAAAAACUGGUGGAAAAGCAUGGGUUAUGUAUUGAGGAUGCACAAAUGCUAUGGAGGCUUGUUGAUAUAUCUAAACUCUCCCCAGAAAUAUAUGACAAAGCUUUGAAGAAUACAGCCUUUCUGUGCCAGCCGCAUGUACUUGAAAAAGUAUUGCAGAGACAUAACCAAGAGCUUGAACAGAUGGGAGAUGGGGAGGACAACACAAACAGAGAUAGAAACAAAAACAAUUUAACACAUAUAAUGGAAAAAGUCAUUAAAGCAAGCCUUAAACUCCUUGAGGAGAAUUCUCGGCGUUCUAGAGAGAUUUUAGAACUCCAAAAACAGUAUGCCUCUCUAAUUGAAGGUAGAAUUGGAAUUCUGAGAGAGGAAUGUGAAGCCAGCCCAGACAUGUUCAAGCCUGUGUGAAAGAAGCUGUAUCAGCCAUGCAAGAAUGGCUACAAGUUGAUAAUUCAGAAUUAGAAACUCAAACAGCUACUUAAGCAAUGCAUUGUAAUCUCCAAUCCACUCUGAUUCUUGUAUUGUAUGUAUAAUUUACAUUGCUCGUUUAUUAACUACCAUGGUUUCCUUGUUGUAAAUACAGGAACAGUUAUAAUUCUUGGUUUC
This is a messenger RNA of Cryptomeria japonica (Japanese cedar), 1961 nucleotides long. RefSeq names its product BTB/POZ domain-containing protein At1g03010. Gene Ontology annotation, molecular function: protein binding. The transcript is spliced from 2 exons. NCBI's taxonomy places the organism in Eukaryota, Viridiplantae, Streptophyta, Pinopsida, Cupressales, Cupressaceae. The record is from RefSeq and is a predicted model, not a curated record. Bases 174 to 1763 code for a protein of 529 amino acids.